CUUCAAAGCCCAAUUUUUGAAGGAAAAAAGAAGAAGAAAUAGGAGGUUGAAGGAAUGGGGAGGGCUCCUUGCUGUGAGAAAAUGGGGCUGAAGAAGGGCCCUUGGACUGCCGACGAAGAUCUCGUCCUCAUCAACUUCAUCAACCACAACGGCCACGCCAAUUGGCGGGCUUUACCUAAACUGGCCGGGCUUUUGAGGUGUGGGAAGAGUUGCCGGCUGCGGUGGAUGAAUUACUUGCGCCCCGAUAUUAAGAGAGGAAAUUUCACUCAUGAAGAGGAAGCAAUUAUCAUCAAAUUGCAUCAUGAAUUGGGAAAUAGAUGGUCUGUGAUUGCAUCUAGAUUACCGGGCCGCACAGACAACGAAAUCAAAAACAUAUGGCACACACACUUGAAGAAAAGGCUUAGCCAGAGAUCUCGGCCUGAGCCCGAAGCCCGGAUGUACGCGAACGAGACUUCGUCAUCGGAGGAGAACUCGCCGAUGCAUUCCUCUGGUGAGGCGUCGUCGGAGAAUCUGCCGGAGAUGGACGAGAGCUUCUGGUCGGAGGUUUUUUCCGGUGAUCAUUGGAGUGCUACUAGUGAUUUAUUGUCUGGAAAUAGCGAUUCUUCAAUUCCGUUGUCGGAAUCUGUUUGUCAGGAUGAAGCUGGAAGCAUGGAUUUUUGGCACAACUUGUUUAGUAAGGCUGAUGAUAUUGUAGAAUUACCUCAAUUUUGAUUAGUUUAAACUUUUCUUUUUAAAAUUCCAUUUUCAUGGUCAUACAUCUUGAAUAUUGAAUGAGAAUCAUAAAUAUUCAUUUAUGAA
Molecule: messenger RNA, 798 nt
Organism: Salvia hispanica
Lineage: Eukaryota; Viridiplantae; Streptophyta; Magnoliopsida; Lamiales; Lamiaceae
Product: transcription factor MYB14-like
Source: RefSeq, a predicted model, not a curated record